Puntigrus tetrazona (Sumatra barb) is the source of this 612-nucleotide messenger RNA. RefSeq names its product gamma-crystallin M2-like. The record is from RefSeq and is a predicted model, not a curated record. NCBI's taxonomy places the organism in Eukaryota, Metazoa, Chordata, Actinopteri, Cypriniformes, Cyprinidae. Gene Ontology annotation, biological process: lens development in camera-type eye; visual perception. The transcript has 3 exons. Gene Ontology annotation, molecular function: structural constituent of eye lens. Bases 1 to 612 code for a protein of 203 amino acids.
AUGAUUCCACACCCAUUUCUAAAAUAUUUAACUUUAAAAUAUUUGAAUUGGUAUCUGUCACUUUAUGUCACUAAAACAUUAAAUCUGACUUUUCAGGUCACUUUCUUUGAGGACAGAAACUUCCAGGGUCGCUCUUGGGACUGUAUGGGCGACAGUGGAGAUUUCUCCUCCUACAUGAGCCGCUGUCACUCUUGUAGAGUUGAGAGUGGAUGCUGGAUGAUGUAUGAUCAUCCCAACUACAUGGGAAACCAGUAUUUCUUCAGGAGGGGCGAAUAUGCUGAUUACAUGUCUAUGUUUGGAAUGAACAACUGCAUCAGAUCCUGCCGUAUGAUCCCCAUGCACAGGGGAUCCUACAGAAUGAGGAUCUACGAGAGGGAGAACUUCAUGGGACAGAUGUACGAGAUGAUGGAUGACUGUGACAGCAUCAUGGACCGUUACCGCAUGUCUCACUGCCAGUCCUGUCAUGUGAUGGACGGCCACUGGCUCUUCUAUGAGCAGCCCCACUACAGAGGCAGGAUGUGGUACUUCAGGCCUGGAGAGUACAGGAACUUCAGCAACUUUGGAGGCAUGAGAUUCAUGAGCAUGAGGCGUAUCAUGGACUCCUGGUACUAG